Messenger RNA from Lachancea meyersii CBS 8951, 633 nucleotides. The record is from the annotation of a GenBank genome assembly. Lineage: Eukaryota; Fungi; Ascomycota; Saccharomycetes; Saccharomycetales; Saccharomycetaceae.
AUGGUAGACGACAAGAAGCUGACGAAAAAGCAGCUCAAGGCUCAGCAGUUCCGUAAAACUAAGGACGAGAAAGAAGGGGAUAAAACCACCAAACGCACAGCCGAAGAUGCUCUUGAAACAGAACAAAAAGUCGACGGCACCAAAGAAGAGGCCCCACGAAAGAAACGUAAGACGCGUAGAGGCAAAGGUGGCAAGGGCAAAAAGGGCAACAGGUUUUUGAUAUUUGUUGGAAAUCUUCCGAAAGGUGUGACAAAAAUAGACCUAGUAGCGCAUUUCAAGUCGAGUUCGCCUGAUGAGAUCCGUGUGAGACCAGACAAGAACAUUGCGUUUCUAGAGUUCGAUGCUGAGAAGGACCAAAAAAAUAUUCAGUCGCGGAUGGACGUUGCGCUGUUACAGCACAAGACUGAAAUGCAGGGCAGAAAAAUCAACGUCGAGCUAACUGUUGGUGGUGGUGGUAACAGUCAGGCUCGUUUGGAGAAAUUAAAGCUCAAGAACUUGAAGAUGGACGACGAAAGAAGAGUCAGAACUACAAAGAUGAUCCAAGAGAGCAAGAACAAAAGCGCCAAGAAUGCAGAUGCAAGCGCUCCUUCCUCGGGUGGUGUUCACCCGGACCGUUUGAAAUUGAUUCAAUAG